This is a messenger RNA of Daldinia caldariorum, 1575 nucleotides long. Its product is annotated as carbohydrate esterase family 9 protein. Gene Ontology annotation, molecular function: N-acetylglucosamine-6-phosphate deacetylase activity. The record is from RefSeq and is a predicted model, not a curated record. Gene Ontology annotation, biological process: N-acetylglucosamine catabolic process. The transcript is spliced from 2 exons. The coding region runs from base 124 to 1437 and encodes 437 amino acids. Lineage: Eukaryota; Fungi; Ascomycota; Sordariomycetes; Xylariales; Hypoxylaceae.
UUCAUGGAUACCAUAAUACUAGCUCGAGGGGCAAUAGUCCUACUACUCGACAAGACAUAAAAAAAUACAAGCUUAUAUCGCCGGUAUAUAUACGAUCUCGUCACUUUCCUCUCUAUAUUCAUCAUGCCUCACUCUCUACCUUCAUCCCCCAAAUCGACACCAAGGGAUGGUCGAAAUGGCAUCACCAAAUUUACCAACUGCCGCAUCUUGAAAGGAGACAAGCUGCUAGAAGAAGAUCUAUGGGUCAAUUCCGUUACCAGGAAGAUUAUCCGAAGCCAAGCUGCGUUCUAUGAUGAUUUCAUCCUCCCAGAUGAGGUCAUUGACCUCGGUGGUCGUAUCUUAUCUCCAGGUAUCAUCGAGUGCCAGCUCAACGGGGCCUUCGGUUUCAACUUCUCAACCCUUCUCGAGCCUGCUGUAUACGCCAAAAAGGUCAAGGAGUUGAACAAGCAGAUGGUCAAAACGGGGGUUACAUCCUAUGUUCCUACCAUCACAAGUCAACGGAGCGAACUCUACCAGCGAGUCCUACCGUACCUUGGUCCAUCAGGAUAUCGUCAGAUCGCCGAGGACGGAGCAGAAUCCCUUGGCGCGCAUUGUGAGGGCCCGUUCUUAAGUCCAACUAAAAACGGAGUCCAUAAUGUAGACGUGAUACGGGAAGCUGAGACAUUUGCGGAUCUAGAAGACUGUUAUGGAGCAGAAAACCUCGACCCCGAAGAUUUGUACCGUCCUACGCCGAUAAAGAUGAUUACUGCUGCACCAGAGCGGGGACAGAUGACGAAACUCAUUCCCGAGCUCACUAAACGUGGUAUCAUCUACUCGAUCGGGCACUCGGAAGCUACAUACGAACAAGCGUCCGCAGCUGUCGCUGCCGGCGCAACAAUGAUCACCCAUCUUUUCAACGCUAUGCGGCCCUUGCACCACCGAAAUCCCGGUAUCUUUGGCGUUCUAGGUUUGGCAGAAAGCUUACCUCGCCCCUAUUUUGGUAUCAUUGCGGACGGAGAGCACUUACAUCCCACAACAAUCAAGAUUGCCUUCAAUGCUCAUCCUGACGGGUUCAUCCUCGUCACUGACUCUAUGCAUUUAGUUGGCUUACCGGAUGGCGCUUACCAGUGGACUAAUGGUGAAAGAGCAAGCCAUAUCGUAAAGAAGGGCAAUAAAUUGAUACUGGAGGGGACCGAUAGAAUUGCCGGAAGCUCUAUAACAUUGAUCGAAUGCGUUUCUAAUUUCCUUAGCUGGUCCGGCGCAACCAUACCACAAGCCCUGAAAGCAGUCACGUCGACGCCCGCCGCCAUGUUAGGCUUGCAGGGCAUCAAGGGGUGUCUUGACGACGGCGCGGAUGCGGACUUGGUAGUUUUGUCCGAGAAGCGGUCCGAGAACCGUACUGACCUCAUUGUCGACGAGGUGUGGAAGUUCGGUACGAAGGUGUUUAGUCGGUCAUGAGGAGAGACCCGCGCGAUGGAUUGUUGCCGAUGAUAGAUGGGUACGCCUAAAGAGAUGAAAUUAGUAUACUCGGAAGUUACGGAGUCAGGCAGCGUAUUUGUACUGGCAUAGAAUCUUAUCAUAUAACAGAACUAGGUU